Molecule: messenger RNA, 1329 nt
Organism: Cylindrotheca closterium
Lineage: Eukaryota; Bacillariophyta; Bacillariophyceae; Bacillariales; Bacillariaceae
Source: the annotation of a GenBank genome assembly
AUGAAACCAGUGGUGGUUCGUGCCAUUACUGGUUUUUUGGAAUUGUCCUCCUCGGACUUUGAUCAUGAUGGAAAUAAGGAAUCAGCAACACUUUUAGCCAAAAAGGUGAGAACCUGUGCAAGUUUCUUGAAGAAAGUACAACACGAGUUUGAACAGCAAGGAUACAUUGUCCAAACGCUCCGCCUGGCAACCAAUCCGUUUGGGGAAUGGCUCUUAUUGGACGGCAAUAAGGCGAAUGACGACGAGGACCACGGCAAGGGUGAUAAUGAGAAGUCCCAACCGUACCAGUCUUCAAUAAUAGACCGCCUAAAGCUUCUGGACACAAUCUUGGCCAUGAAUGAGAUUUCAUUUUGUUCUUUGGGUCCAGCCAUGACUAUCCAGGAAGCAACAUCGUGGUGUUGUCAGAUUGUUGCUCUUUCCAGUCGACUCUCUUGUUCCAUGAACAUCAAAGCUGGUGACGUUGUAGCGGCCAAUGCUGCUGCAAAUAUUAUUCUUGAUAUUUCCAAAUUGGGCUCUUUGUCAGUUGAUGCACCCCAACAUGUCAAGGAUGGAUUGGGAAACUUUCAGUUUUGUGCGGCAUCCAAUUGUCAACCGUUCAUUCCCUUUUUUCCAGCCGCCAAGUCUGUUUCUUCUUCUUCUUCUUCUGGAAAGGGCGGUGAAGCAUUGAAAUUUGCGAUUGGUUUGGAGAAUGGACCCGUCAUUCAGUCCAUUCUUGCCGACACUGGCUCGGUAGGAAGGAUUGCUGACCAUUUUUCAAAGCAAUAUUCCGACAUGUUGUUGCCUCUCCAAGACAUUUGCAACAAGGUGGCUUCCAAUUCCGAGAAUGCUGCUGCCGAGUUUCUUGGGAUUGAUACCUCCUUGAACCCAUCCUUGGCGGCCAAUGGGUCCAUUGCAGCGGCACUGGAAGCCUUGGAUGAAGUGGAAGUGUUUGGUGGACCAGGCACUACGGCUGCCACGGCUCAGCUGACAGUGGCCCUCCAAAGUUUGCCAAACAUCAAGCUAACAGGUUAUUGUGGAGUGAUGCUACCAGUUUGCGAAGAUCAGAGACUUGCCGAAUUGACUCUAGGGGGUGCCAAGCGCAAAUUACGAAUAUCGGAUCUCUUGUUGAUCAGCACGGUGUGUGGGGUCGGUCUGGAUACCAUUCCGCUACCUGGGGAUUGUUCUGUCAAAGCAAUCGCUUCCAUGAUUUUGGAUGUAGCGGGCAUUGCGGGGCGCUGGAACAAAUCAUUGAGUUGUCGGGUGCUUCCAGUUCCUGGACUCCAUUCAGGGGACAUGACUCGAUUUGAUUCGCCCUAUCUCAUCAAUGCACAAGUAUUUUCAGUCGAUUGA